AUGUCCCAACAAAAUCAACCAGGCAGUCCCCAAGACCGCCGGCGUCUCGUCCGCGGUGAAACCAGGCAAUCCUUAUCAGAAGCCGGUCUUGCAGCGACACCAACCCGGGUCGACUUCAAUUACCCAGAUGUCGGCCGUCCUGAAAGCCCCAUAUUCCCCGAGGAAUAUACCCUCGAGACCCAGACCGGCCUCGUCCCUGAACGAACAUUAGAACAGAUCCGCUCCCGACCCUCAGUCACCCCGCAAAGCUUGGAAGAGGCGAAUGAGAAGGAGACUGAAUUCGUCACGUUUACCAAUGGCGACCCCGAGCAUCCGCACAAUUGGUCGCGACUGUACCGCUGGUAUAUCACCUUGGUCGCCUCGAUGCUGGUCGUCUGUGUUGCGUUUGGAUCGUCCAUCGUCACUGGCGGUCUCGGUCUCAUCGAAGAGAAAUACAACGUCUCGCUAGAAGUCGCCAUCCUCACCUGCUCAAUCAUGGUCUGCGGUUUUGCUGUUGGCCCGCUACUGUGGUCUCCUCUGUCCGAGAUCAUCGGCCGACGCCCCGUGUAUAUCAUCUCGCUCGGUCUCUAUGUCAUCUUCAACAUCCCCUGCGCGCUUUCACCCAAUAUCGGCGGCCUUCUUGUCUGCCGGUUCCUGUGUGGUGUCUUCUCCAGCUCCGGUCUUUCUCUGGCUGGUGGCACCAUUGCUGAUAUCUGGCGCAUCGAAGAGCGUGGAAUGGCCAUUGCUUAUUUCGCCGCCGCGCCCUACUGCGGCCCCGUCAUUGGCCCCAUCGUCUGUGGCUGGAUCACCGUCGGCUCCGGCCGUCUCGACCUCUUCUUCUGGGUGAACCUCGCAUUCGCCGGUGCAAUCCUCGUCCUCAUGGGCCUGAUCCCCGAGACCUACGCCCCCGUCAUCCUCAAGCGCCGCGCCGCCAAACUCCGCAAAGAGACCGGAAACCCCAACAUCAUCACCGAGCAAGAAAAGACCAAGCUCACAUUCAAGGACAUCAUCCGCACAAGCCUCAUCCGGCCCAUAACAAUGAUCAUGACCGAGCCCGUCCUCGACCUCAUGUGCAUGUACAUCGUCCUCAUCUACGCAAUUCUCUACGCCUUCUUCUUCGCGUACCCCGUCAUCUUCGGCAAGCUCUACGGCUACAACGACGGCCAGAUCGGCCUCAUGUUCAUCCCCAUCCUCAUCGGCGCCGCCUUCGCCCUCCUCACCACACCCUUAAUCGAAAAGGGCUUCAAGAAAGUCUGCGAAAUCCGCGACCCCACCCCCGAAGACCGCCUCAUCGGCGCCCUCCUCGGCGCCCCCUUCAUCCCCAUCGCCCUCUUCAUCCUCGGCGCGACCUCGUACAGCCGCAUCAUCUGGGUCGGCCCGGCCUCGUCGGGGAUCGCCUUCGGGUACGGGAUGGUCCUGUGCUACUACGCGGUCAACAACUACAUCAUCGACAGCUACCAGAAGUACGCGGCGUCGGCGCUGGCCGCCAAGGUGUUUCUGCGGUCCGGCGGCGGCGCGGCCUUCCCGCUGUUUACGACGCAGAUGUAUGACCGGUUGGGGUUGCAGUGGGCGUCGUGGCUGCUGGCGUUUAUUGGCGUGGGCAUGGUGUUUAUUCCGUAUGGGUUUUAUGUUUUUGGGGCGAAGCUCAGGGCCAAGCUUACGAGGCAUUGA
Messenger RNA from Aspergillus calidoustus, 1650 nucleotides. The record is from the annotation of a GenBank genome assembly. NCBI's taxonomy places the organism in Eukaryota, Fungi, Ascomycota, Eurotiomycetes, Eurotiales, Aspergillaceae.